Molecule: messenger RNA, 2547 nt
Organism: Lethenteron reissneri (Far Eastern brook lamprey)
Lineage: Eukaryota; Metazoa; Chordata; Hyperoartia; Petromyzontiformes; Petromyzontidae
Gene: SEH1L
Product: SEH1 like nucleoporin
Biological process (GO): positive regulation of TORC1 signaling; cellular response to amino acid starvation
Cellular component (GO): nuclear pore outer ring; Seh1-associated complex
Molecular function (GO): structural molecule activity; protein binding
Source: RefSeq, a predicted model, not a curated record
GUAUAAUUUAGAGACAGCUAAGGUUGACGAUAGACUAACGAAUAUUAUUAAAUCGAUAGAGAUUUACAAAAGAAGAUGAAUAAAUCUAAGAAGCCUUUAUUAAAAUUCGAUUUAAAUAUGAAGCCUUUAUUAGUUGAAUAAAGAAAUCGAAUCGAUUGGGUAUUUAACUUGGACGAAUCGAGUCAUCCUGGGCUAGGGCUGUGUAGCGUUAAGAAUCGACGGAGGAAACGCGGGAAUCGUGAAUCGCGUGAAUCGCGGAGUCGCUGCGCGCGCGGGUUUCGGUGUAGGCCGCGCGAUGUAUGCGGCGCGCAGCAUCGCGGCGGAGCACAAAGACCUCAUCCACGACGUCUCCUACGACUUCCACGGCCAGCGCCUCGCCACCUGCUCCAGCGACCAGAGCGUCAAGGUGUGGGAUCGGAACGAGAGCGGAGAGUGGAAAUGCACGGCAAGCUGGAAGACGCACAGUGGCUCGGUGUGGCGCGUCACAUGGGCGCACCCCGAGUUUGGGCAGCUCCUCGCCUCGUGCUCGUUCGACCGCACGGCCGUCGUGUGGGAGGAGAUCGUCGGGGAGUCCAACGACCGGCAGCGCAGCCAGAGCCACUGGGUGAAGCGAACCACGCUGGUGGACAGCCGCACCUCAGUGACGGACGUCAAGUUCGCUCCGAAGCACCUAGGUCUGGUACUGGCCUCUUGCUCUGCGGACGGGUUGGUGCGCGUGUACGAGGCGCCCGACGUCAUGAACCUCAGCCAGUGGUCGUUGCAGCACGAGAUCUCCUGCAAGCUCAGCUGCAGCUGCAUCUCCUGGAACCCAUCCAGUUUCCGGGGACACCCGCCGAUGCUGGCGGUGGGCAGCGAUGACGGCUCCUCGUCGAGCGGAGGGAAGGUGCAGAUCUACGAGUACAGCGAGAACACGAGGCACUACAUGAAGGUGGAGACGUUGAUGAUGGUGACGGAGUCCGUGCACGAUCUGGCGUUCGCCCCCAACCUCGGCCGCUCGUACCACCUGCUCACGGUCGCGUCGCGAGACGUGCGCAUCUUCACACUCAAGCCACUACGGCGAGAGAGCAGCGCGGCGGGCGGCGUGAGCAAAUUCGAGAUUCGCUCGGCGGCGCAGUUUGAGGACCACAACUCGCAGGUUUGGCGCGUGAGCUGGAAUAUCACGGGCACCGUGCUGGCAUCCUCCGGCGACGACGGCUGCGUGCGGCUCUGGAAGGCCAACUACUUGGGCAACUGGAAGUGCAUCGCGGUGCUCAAGGGAGACGGGAGCCCCGUGCCCGGCGCCGCGGGCCUCACCGGCGGCGCUCAGCUGCCCGCCCUGGCGGGGGCCGGGUUCCCCGGGGGGGCGGCCGCGGGGACGCCGGGCGGUGGAGUCAACGGGGCGGCCGUCGUGAGCUAACAAGACCUCCUCCUGCCCGAGCCGUUUGCCCAACUACUCUGAGCGCCUGCGGGACCGAGCACCGCCCCUAACAAAACAACCGGAGCCCCCCCCCCCUCAACCCCAACACUGACCCUGCCCCCACGGAGGGAGCAGCUCUGUCUCAUAACCCCCCGCCCCUCCCUCAACCCCCCCCCCCCCCCACCCGGGCAACUCUGACUCAAUAAUUGACUCAUCCCAAGCACCGCUCUUGUCAAGGGGGCCGGAUAAAAUCCGUGGGAACAAACACGUAGCUGGCGUCUCACCCAGGAGUUAGGUGCACCGGUUUGCUCUCGGGGUGAACAAAAAACAUUUCACGGUGGUAGUCGAUCGGGCACGGGGAACCGUGGCAGUGUCCCCUUCCUUGGCCUCGGGAAGGCUCCUCGCUAGGCCUCUCCCCGGCCGCCCGCCAUCCCGCUGGCGCCGGUGGCUGAGCGGAGAGGGGACGGCAGCGGUUGAUGACCAGAGACUCCGUCCUCGUGUUGCGUACGCAACUCUACUCCUCCGCUCAGACCUCAUCUCUUGUAAAAACAUCAUCACUGUAAUCAUCGUCGUCAUCAUUAUCGUCGUAAUUUUUAAGUUGUCCGUUAAGGGAUGUUACGAUUGACUCGCACUAUCUUUCUUGAAUGUACUUAUUAAAGACAAAAUCAAAUAAAAGUUGCCAUUGUGCACCUUUAAAUUAUAUUCUGAAUGCGUAGUGUUUGCCGACACCACCGCACCCCCACACGUAGUGCGUCAAGCAUCACGCAGCGUGGGCCCGCGCGCCAUUCCCUGCAACAGUUUACAAGUCCAACGCUGCUGGGAAACGCGAGCCCUGGGGGGUGGAGGAGGAGGUCCUUGGACGAGGACUGUGGAGGAGGUUCUGGGACGAGGAGGAUGAUGUGGAGGAGGUUUUGAGCUGGGCAGGUUAGAGGGGAGGUUCCGGGCCGGGAGUGGAGGAGGUGCCGAGACUUGCCGUGUGGAUUUUACCCGGCCCCGUGUCCCCCAACGCUCGUGCUGCUGCUGACGUCACUGUGUCCACCCCCUGCCUGAGCUUGCCGUGCAUGCUUCCCGUGUGUGCGUGCGCGUGCCGCGUCGCGCCCGUGCGUCGCGCGUCGUCUGCCGCCUGUUGUCGUGCCGACGGGCGCUAACGC